AUCGGGCAGAUGAUUUGUUAAUCCGUCGCUGGCUACGGACUCUUGAAAGCCUUAAACCCUCUUUGCCGCCUUCACACUUCACACUCACACCAUGGAACCCUCUUAGACAAAACACACAAAACACUCACUCUCUCUACUAUCACUCUCUCUACUAUCAACAAGAAGAAGCAUGCGUCUUCGUUAUCCUCACACUCUACUUCCCUUAUUCUCCUCCUCAAAACUCACCACUAUGACCACCCAAACCCUCUUCCACCCGUCUCCAUUUUCACACGUCAAAACCACCCUUUCACCUCAAAGGCACCGUUUUUACCCUCACAGACCCUUCUUCACCGUGUUUUGUUCCAAACCCAUUUCUAGAAACCCUCCAUCACCGCUCAGAACCAACGGGUAUCUUGGGGCCUCUCAUGCCAGCAUACCUAGGCCAGUUCAUUUGGAGAACGCUGCGGAGAAGAGUGUGGAUAUGCAGUUCAAUAUUUUGAAAAAGAAGUUGGAGGCUGUUGGAAUGGAAACAGGAAUAUGUGUACCAGGGCAAUACAACCACUUACUUUGUCCUGAGUGCCAAGGUGGUGACACAGGAGAAAGGAGCUUAUCUCUUUACAUUGCAUCAGAUGGGGGGUCUGCUGUGUGGAUGUGUUUUCGUGGAAAGUGUGGGUGGAAAGGCAGCUCACAGGCCUUUGCUGGCAGCAGUUCAAAUUCUACAUAUAAAGCAUUCCCUGUUAAAAAGAAGAGAGAACUUACAGAAGAGGAAUUGCAACUAGAACCACUUUGUAAUGAGUUGCAAUCAUAUUUUGCGGAGCGCUUGAUUUCAAAGGAAACUCUGCAGAGAAAUGCUGUCAAGCAGAGAAAAUAUGACGAUCAGAUUGUUAUUGCAUUUGGAUAUCGUCAUAAUGGAGCACUUAUUAGUUGCAAGUAUCGAGACAUCAACAAGGUCUUUUGGCAGGAAGCAAAUACUGAAAAGAUCUUUUAUGGAUUGGAUGACAUAGUGGGGCAAAGUGAUAUAAUAAUUGUUGAAGGUGAAAUGGACAAGCUGGCAAUGGAAGAAGCUGGCUUCUUCAAUUGUGUCAGUGUUCCUGAUGGUGCACCUCCUUCAGUCUCCUCAAAGGAGUUGCCACCUCCUGAUAAGGACACAAAGUAUCAGUAUCUGUGGAACUGCAAAGAUGUACUAAUGCAGGCAACCCGGAUAAUACUUGCCACUGAUGGGGAUCCACCUGGUCAAGCCUUGGCUGAGGAGCUUGCACGCCGCAUUGGGAAAGAAAGAUGCUGGCGAGUGAGAUGGCCUAAAAAAGGGAGGCUUGAUCAUUGCAAAGAUGCAAACGAGGUUCUCAUGUAUUUGGGCCCUGAUGUACUGAAGGAAGUGAUUGAGAAUGCAGAACUAUAUCCAAUACGUGGAUUGUUUAACUUCAGAGAUUACUUUGACGAGAUUGAUGCAUAUUACCAUCGAACCUUAGGAUAUGAAAUUGGUAUCCCAACUGGGUGGAAUAAUCUGAAUGAGUUGUACAAUGUUGUACCAGGAGAACUGACCAUAGUAACUGGGGUUCCUAAUUCAGGGAAGAGUGAGUGGAUUGAUGCUCUUCUUUGCAAUCUUAAUCAAAUUGCUGGCUGGAAAUUUGCACUUUGUUCUAUGGAGAACAAGAUGACAGAACAUCAUUUAAGAUGGUUUAGACACAUACAAAGAAGGCCAGCGGAGGCAUCGGCGAGGAGACCGGAUGGCAUGACUUUUAGUUCUGUGAAGAGGGGUAACGAGAGACCUAGAAGAAUUUUGGAGAAAAUUAUUAAAAAAGAUAUCAUGGUUAGAGAACAUGCUCGAAAACUUUUGGAGAAACACCUGAAGAAGCCUUUCUUUAAUGAACGUUAUGGCGAACAUGUUGAACGGAUGAGUAUUGAGGAAUUUGAACAGGGCAAGCUCUGGUUAAGUGAUACAUUUUUUCUCAUAAGGUGUGAAGAUGACUCCCUUCCAAAUAUAAAUUGGGUCCUUGACCUUGCAAAAUCUGCUGUAUUAAGGCAUGGGGUGCGUGGACUUGUAAUUGAUCCUUACAAUGAGCUUGAUCAUCAGCGACCUCCAAACCAGCAUGAAACAGAAUAUGUAAGUCAGAUGCUUACCUUAAUCAAACGUUUUGCCCAGCAUCAUGGAUGCCAUGUUUGGUUUGUAGCACAUCCUAGGCAGCUGCAUAAUUGGGUUGGAAGCCCUCCCAAUCUCUAUGAUAUCAGUGGAAGUGCACACUUCAUAAAUAAGUGUGACAAUGGAAUUGUUAUUCACCGAAAUCGGGACCCUGAAGCUGGGCCUGUUGAUCAAGUACAGGUCUGUGUUCGGAAGGUUCGGAAUAAAGUUGCUGGGACAAUUGGUGAUGCCUUUUUGUUGUAUAAUAGGGUAACUGGUGAGUACACGGCAACCGAUGACAAUAAAAAGAAAUAGAAGUGAGAAAUUUUAGUAGGCUUGUGUAAUGGUCAGCAUACGUCUUGAAAUCAAAGCUUCCAUCUGAUACUCGGUUUGCAACAUAACAAGGCUAUGAUGAUUUCACUUUGGGUGCCAGAUCAAGAGCAAGAAUGCUGGAUAACAUCUUAACAUGGCUUGUGAAAAUUGAGUCUAUACUAUUAUUUUGGCCUUACUGUUUGAAGGUCUUUGUAUCCUAUAGGUGGCCUUUUAUAGGAGUUAGCGUUAUAUCUAAAUUUAAUUUUUCAGCACAGCAUCUUAAUCCUUGUAUAUAGAAAGAUUUCCUUGUUACAACCCCAUUGAUCUCAAGUGGAUGAGCUCUAGUUUUUUCCUCAAGACUGUUGACAAUUCUGAAUAUCAAAAUUUAGAACGGAUUUCAAUGGUCUUCUGUCGUAGAAUUUACUGUUUCUACUAAUUGCCUGUUUGUAAUAUUCGGUAAAUGGAUUAUUAAUUGAUUGGCUUACCUUCAUUUU
Molecule: messenger RNA, 2904 nt
Organism: Abrus precatorius (Indian licorice)
Lineage: Eukaryota; Viridiplantae; Streptophyta; Magnoliopsida; Fabales; Fabaceae
Product: twinkle homolog protein, chloroplastic/mitochondrial
Exons: 22
Coding region: 170-2413 (747 amino acids)
Biological process (GO): DNA replication
Molecular function (GO): 5'-3' DNA helicase activity; single-stranded DNA binding; ATP binding
Source: RefSeq, a predicted model, not a curated record